UGUCUAUCUAUCUAUCUUCACACACACACCCCUCCUUCCAUAGUAUACCACAGGUAGUACACUCACUCACACACCCCCCACACCCACUGAUUGCUAGAACACGGGCGAUCCCUCCACUCCAACCAGUCAGACACUCGAACUAGAAACCGAGGAUUCCGAUGCACUGUCCGAUCCGAUACUACCCCAAGAAUAUAGCAAUAGCAAACAAUGGGGUUGGAUCUGGAUGCCGCCCGGGUGAAGACCUUGCCUGACGAGGCGUUUUACAUUGCGGAUUUUAUCUCGGAGGAUGAGGAGGCUAGUUUGCUACAAAAGAUCAACAGCGUCCCCCGCCCCCGCUGGACGCACCUGUCGCACCGGCGUCUCCAGACGUGGCCAUCAGCACUCACCAAGACCAACACGCUGAUCGCCGCACCGCUGCCCGCGUGGCUUGUCUCGCCCAUCAUCCGCCCCCGCUUCGACGAGUUAGGCCUGUUCCGCGACGCGCCGCACGGCGGGCCCAACCACAUCCUGAUCAACGAGUACCGGCCCGGGCAGGGGAUCAUGCCGCACGAGGACGGCCCCGCGUACCACCCGCUCGUGGCGACGGUGAGUCUGGGCUCGGCGACGGUGCUGGACCUGUACGCGAAGACGGACAACGGCGACGACGAUGAUGGCCAGGGUGGUCGGCGGCCGCGGUACCGGGUGUUGCAGGAGAGGCGCAGUCUGCUGGUGACGAGGGGGGCGCUGUACCGGGAGUUCUUGCAUGGGAUCGCGGAGACCGACAGGGACGAGGCGCUGGGUGCGGGCACCAUCUGUAACUGGGAUCUGCUAGGGGAGCGGGAGCGAUUCCAGGCGGCGGGGUGGGCGGAGCGGCAGACGAGGGUCAGUUUGACGUAUCGAGAUGUGGUGAGGGUAGCGAGAUUGGGAAAUGCGAUGAAGUUUGUUGGGAAAUCUUAAUAAUUUUUUCCCUUCUUCUUCGUUUCUUUUGCUUUUUCAUUUUUGCCUUUUUCCCUUCGUAUCUAAAUUUACUUUAAUAAGCAAUUUUGGUUACCCCAGUUUAUUCCGAUCAGUUUGAUCUGUGAUGCAUAAAUGAAGAAUCGGCCCGAUCCAGCUGAUGCUGCUUGCUGCAUGCCGGCAUUCCCUGGGUUGACGAGGACGUCGGCAGCAAUUGAUGUAUCGACUGGAUGGGUGGGGUUCGAUCUCAUCCUUGUCGAGUAGAACUGGAUAUUAAUGGGCUGUAUCGUAUAUCAGUUGAUAAUGGUGACAUCCAUAUCACUCCUAUUCUAAGCUUGAUAGAAUGGACACAAUAUAAAGUAGGUGAGUAGGAAGGAUAUGGUAAUUAGGGCUGCAUCAUCCCCAAUGAAGUCACGUCACGUGUACGUCAUCUUCCCUCGAAGCCUGGUAGUAGGUAGCAGGGAUUCGGUUUCUGAUUGAGUGGAGGGAAACGAGAUUCUGACGACUCAUGGUGAUACAAGCGCGAUCCCUCUUGCCUCUUAUCAGCAGGGGUUGCGAUCGGACUAGGUUGUUGAGGGGGCAAAGCCAAGAGGAGUAUGAUCGGCGCUGUGUGGUGAGGAUCUAAACAAAGAUUAUCGUCUAUUGCCAGCUGGAACUGAG
Messenger RNA from Aspergillus candidus, 1593 nucleotides. RefSeq lists its product as uncharacterized. Lineage: Eukaryota; Fungi; Ascomycota; Eurotiomycetes; Eurotiales; Aspergillaceae. Bases 208 to 936 code for a protein of 242 amino acids. The transcript has 3 exons. The record is from RefSeq and is a predicted model, not a curated record.